GGUCGGGUUGGCGUGGAAUGGGCCAAUGUUUUGAAAAAGUUGGGAAAUUCUCACUCUCUUUCUCAGGCCGCCCGCCGCUUUCCGGAAGAGAAUCGUACCGGAUGGGCGCGCACGAGAACACGGCUGCUGCGAGCUGAGCAGCUGAAGUCCUUGAUGGAGCGAGCGGAGGACGACUUGGACGUCGGGACGUUCAGUGAUUUUCAGUGCUCUCAUGACGCUGAUAGGAAACGGACGUGCGGCGGUAUCAUUCGGGUCAAUGCAAGGCGGUUUAGUGCUAGCCUAGUUCCUUUGGCUCGAUGGUUGAAGGCGUUUGAAUUCCUUGGGGGAUAGUCGUGGUUUCUGUAGAGGAAGUCGACAGGCGCAGGUGGUUGACAGUUUCCAGAUGUUCGGGGGUGGUGGUUGGCCAGUGCCUGAUGAGAUUACCCACGAUUAAUGCUGAGUGUUGAUUGGUGGAGUUUGUGGGUCACCGAAGGAUUGAUGCUUCAGGUUUUGAUGCAUGUUGGGAUGGGCGUCUGAUGGGUGCUCCAACGUGUCAAGUGAUAGAAGUCGUAAUUAGCGCCGACUAAUUGAAGUGAUUCAUUAAACAACGAAUUCGGGUGCUGAGAUGAAGACGGGAGAAGUGUGUCUGACACACCAUCAUUGUGUUAUCAUUGUUGUUUGUUGAUUGAAGAUGCUGCAAGGAGCGAAUGUGAAUUGGGUGAAACGUUCGAAAGGAUUCCACUGAAAGGAGGAAGUUUUUGGGAUUGAGAGCACAAUAUUGGAUCUGGAGCACAGUGAGAAGUUUUUCAAACGACUUGGAAUCUUGUGAGAGAUUAUUGGCUUAUAGGCUUCGACGGAGGCUCAUCUUCAAAAGCGAAACGUAAGAAGCAAAAGUUACGCUAUAAAUCUUUGCCGGAAGGGCUGGGGAGUCAAAGUGGAAUAUUGAUGCUUCAAUAAACCGCAAUAAAAAUGAACACUGUAGUUGAAGUACUCGUGGAAGCAAUCAAAAGAUAUCAUAAAUGAUGUAGUUUAUAUAACAUGCUAUAAAAAGAAUCGCCCUGAAGUUUAGAUGGAGAAGUUUAAACAGGUUAAUUAAAACAUAAUCCUGUUACAUGUGUCAUGUGCUGCGUAAAUAAAGUGAAAUUUCGUGGAAAUUGGCAGUGAAACAAAGAAGAACUGUGAAGUGAAGGAAUAUCACGAAUCGUUGAUCUGCGAAUGACACAAAAAGUGGUAUAACUUCUGAGAAUUGGGCAACAAUUCUGAGUGCACUGGAUAGGAUAAAUCCCACCGAACAACAUAGGAUUAAAUUUCAAACAAAGCCUACGAUUUGAUAGAUAAACCCAUUAUCAUCAGCAAUCAACUAAAAGGAUUGAGGCUAAUCGCAGAACGGUUCCGCUCUCAUUCACAUUAUCCAUCGCUACGAUCCCAUUCACGCAAGGGCGGAAUGGAACGAUAUUUCAACUGAUUUCAUAACAGAAUAUGGAUCUUCGGCACACCUAGGAACUAUGAAGCAUAUAGUGGUUGUGAUGAUUUUCUUAAACAUUAAUAACGGCAUUUCCUCCCACUCGCAGUCGGUCGACAUCGACGAGCCGCACACGUACACACCUCCGAAGCACUACUUUCAGACGUCGUCCUUUGACGACGCCGACCUGGACGGGGACGACAUUGGCGUGAAAAACCCGCUGGACCGGGGGCCGUACUUUGACAUCUCGGCGUCCCGGAAUGUGACGGCGCUGGUGGGAAACACGGCCUAUCUCAACUGCCGGGUGCGAAAUCUCGGCAAUCGAACGGUCUCGUGGAUACGGCACCGGGACCUUCACCUGCUGACAGUGGGAAAAGCUACAUACACGUCAGACCAGCGGUACCAAAGUGUGCACAACCCCGCGCUAGAUGACUGGUCUCUGAAGGUGCUAUACCCUCAGCCACGGGAUUCUGGUGUGUACGAGUGCCAGAUAUCCACGACGCCUCCGGUGGGAUACUCCAUGACUCUGGCCGUCGUCGAACCCAUCACAACGAUAGUUGGAGGACCAGAUCUGUACAUCGACACCGGUUCGACGGUGAACCUGACCUGCAUCGUACGACAUCUACCGGAACCGCCACCGGUCAUACUGUGGACGCACAAUAGCGAGGAAAUAAACUACGACUCACCACGUGGCGGAGUGUCCGUGAUAACGGAGAAGGGUGACAUCACGACCUCCUAUUUGCUGAUACAGCGAGCGAAAACCUCCGACUCGGGCAAAUAUACGUGCUCCCCGUCGACGGCCAAUCCGAUCACGGUGAACGUGCACGUGCUCAACGGCGAACAUCCGGCGGCGAUCCAGAGCGGCCAGUCGCUGCAGAGUAAUCUGCUUCUAUCGGGAUGCUGCUGCCUGGUGCUCCUGCUGCUGUCCGUGACGCUGACCGGCCAACAACGGUGGCCGGCUGUCAGAUAAAACUGACCAUAAAUCAGCACUCGGCCUCGGCUCGAGUUGACUCGGCGACUCGACCACUACCCUACUACUAGGAGUACGUAGAUAAUAUGAAUGUGUGUGUGUUGUAUAGUUGCACCAGUGCAGUGCAGCAGCAGCAGAAGAGGAGGAGUGUGGUGGAUGCGGAUGGGCUGGUUCAGUCAGGCAGUGGUGGUGCGUCUGUUGCGGUCGAGACGACAUCCGGAAGCGGGAUGCGCGCUGCAGCAGGUUCUCUAUCUGUGUCUGCAGGGGACAGGAUGUACAUAAAGUUCCACCAACUGGUCAACCGCACUCUCGUCAUCGUCAUCGUCGUCUUCAGGCUAGAAAUCGGUGAAAAGUGUUGGAACAAAAAACUAGGACUCGAUGGAGGAAUGUGAGGCAGAGUAGGAAAUAAUUCGGAACAGUGAACAUCGCUCGCAUCACUGAAGUUUUGCUAGAUGGGAUUUUUUUUUCCUGUGGGCUGGGUUUGAUGAGUUUGUGGUGCUUUUUCUAGUUGCCAAAGUGCACUCUGUGGAUUAAUUGGUGGUAAUUUGGAAGAAUAAAUGACUUUUUAGGCGAGGCGCGUUGUGGAAACUCUUGGAUUAAUUCAAUCGUAACAUUGACGAGUAAAAUCCGUUAUAUGCUGUUAUAUGGUAAUUGUACAGGGACAGAAUUUACAAUUUUAUUGCAUGUACCUACCUCAACUAUAUUACAAGAUCUCAAGACAUCAUUGACAUGUUCUACAAGCGUAGAUAAGGGAACUUUUGCAUUUUUAUCAGUUUUGUGCCGUAACUUACAACAAUGGAAACUUCUCAUAUCUCGGCCGUUUUUCAUCCGAUUUGCAAAAUUUUGCAAC
This is a messenger RNA of Aedes albopictus (Asian tiger mosquito), 3261 nucleotides long. RefSeq names its product hemicentin-2-like. Bases 1485 to 2411 code for a protein of 308 amino acids. Gene Ontology annotation, cellular component: neuron projection membrane. NCBI's taxonomy places the organism in Eukaryota, Metazoa, Arthropoda, Insecta, Diptera, Culicidae. The record is from RefSeq and is a predicted model, not a curated record. Gene Ontology annotation, biological process: synapse organization. The transcript is spliced from 8 exons.